AGUCCGGUCUACGAAUCCGGAACCACGUGAUGUACCGUGUAUAUAAACCGGAGCGAGCCGGGUCGGCCCAACCACACUUAUCUCAUCACCUGGCUUAUCAUCUACACACUUGGAAAAUUACAGAUUGGACCAACAUGCGAGGACUGUUAGGCAGUGUUCUUCUGUCACUGCUAGUUAGCCUGUCUGCGGCCCAGACCGAGAAACAAUCCAUCCAGCAAGAUGGGAGUCUGGCCCUGGCAGCACUCAUUAUUGGAAUCAUUGCAUGCGUGGGAAUACUCUUCCUCGGAUCGGCUCUCGCUUGCUACAUGAGAAGAAUACAGCAUGGCGGAUAUGGACAACACAGCAACUACGGAAACUCCGUCUCAGAUCGAAUAGAUUUGAUGGAGAAGAAUCCCCUGCCUGCAGCCGAGGCUCACGAACAAUCAGUAAUUCCGUGUGAGGAAGCCAACUGGUGUCUUGGUGUAGGAACCCUACGUCAGAUAUCGCUGUCCCUCCUCCACGACAUGCUGCUCAACCUGUACAACAUCCACAUCAAACUCGAGUGCCGAACGACACAGAAGUUCCAGUCUGACCGCGAACUGGCCAUGACCACGGCCGCCGACAAUGAGACAGUCAGCAAACAACUUGGACAGACGCUUCAACUCAUCUUCCCCAACGACUCUUCUAAAGCGGAAACCUUUCAGGCUAUAGGCGAGAAGAUCCUCAAGGAUAACACAGUGAGGCAACUCCUGGACUCCACCUUCAGAAUCUGCCGCGUCUGCAUGGGCAUCGUCCGGGAGUGGGAGGCCGAGAGGGAGCCUUUUGUUGGCGUCCUGCCGACGGAAGGAGCAGGCUACAUAAACUUCAGCGUCGUCGAUGACGUCAACAAGGUCAAGCUUACAUGGGACGAGCACAAGUUUGAGAAAGACUUCAUGAAUACAAUGUGCAGGCUGGCUCAAGCGUUGCGAGAUGAACGUCGCCAACCCACCCCGGUGGAGUACCUUGCCUUCCAGUUGGCCUACCAUUGUCUGGCUAAAGGAAAACAGGUCACCCUAAAGCCGCACAGGUCACUUGGCUCGCCAGGCUUCCGUCCCCACACACAGACAUACAUGUCACUCACCGACCCCGGCGAAGGCCAUGUGUUGGGCACCACCCGCUUCAACGAGUGGAUGCAGGGCGCUAUCAUCCACGUGGAACACCUCGAGAGACCGAAACAUCUCCCAAGGAAGAAUAUCGAGUCGUACAGAAUAUCGUCUCUCUUCAACUUCUCCAAAGUGCGUCUGCACGUUGGCCAGGCUGCUCCCACCACCUACUUCGUCGGCAGAGCCAUGAAAGACUCUUCAUCAGGCAAGUUUGAAGAGGAUUUCCUUAAAGUGGUUCACAUGACGUCCGCUACCAUAUCUGCCGCCUUCUACCAAGGCGGAGCCGAGUGCAAGGUGGCCAUGGAAGGACUGACAACAAGCCAGGCCCUGCGAUACAUGAGAGCUCUGAAGGCCCAGGUCAACCGGGAUCGCUUCAACCAAUAUCUGUCAGCUGCAUGGAAUCUGAACCAGGUCAUCGUGGACGACUAUGAACGGGAAGAAGCGAUUGAACUCAAGACCAGGAAAGAAAUUGCCCUGAGAGCUAUUGAGAUUACUUCACUUGGGGGCUUUGAUAAGGUAACGCUGGACGGGGCAAGUGACACCUACCCAUCCAAAUGUAUCAUGUACCAGAUGGGAUUUGAAGAGGCUCUCGCCUUCAACCAUGAGGCUCACAUGCGAGGUCUGGUCACAUACUUCUCCGCCGGCUUCAAGUUCGACGAAAUCAAACACGCCGUGUUUGCCGGAGUGGACGGUAUCGGCAUCGGGGGAGCUCAGGUGUUGAGGUACAUGGACAGUGACAGCGGCAUGCACGGGCCUUACACGGAGGAGAACAUCCCGCGCAUCCUGCAGAGCAGAGACGAUGCUGCCAAGUCUGUCCGCGGAAGAGGAGUGCACCUCCUGGUCAGACUGGACACCAUGUUCUUCGAGGGAACAAUAUCUAGUGUGGAGAACGGCAUGAGGGAGCAGCUAUUCAAUGCUCUGCUCCAGCAGAGAGAAGAGGAAAUCAAAUCUGUGGUUACAAAGCUGGACUAUAUCAUGAACAUCCCAUGUGAAUUUGGUCUCCCACUUGCCGGGCAAGCUAAACGGCUGACUGUGGCUGAGACCCCACUCCUCAAAGAAUGCGCAGAGUCAACGUACGAGUGGGCCUUGUUCAUCUCCAGACUGCGGACGCAGGUCGGAAAGAUGGAUGAGGCUGCUCUGGUGGAGGAGUAUGACGGGGAGCCGUGGCACACAUACAGAAAGAAGUACAGAGACAAUCUUCAGAGGGAGCUUCUGAGGGGUUAUACCAGGCAGGUGUCGUUCCAAGUGCAGUACAAGACGACAAUGUGAAGUACUACGCGUUCAAAGCGUGACCUGUGAUCUCCAAUGUUCAUGUCCUAGAGACAAGACAGCAACGAAGCAGUGAUGAGUCCUCUGUAACCUAACGCCUUGAUGGCUCAUAUCCAAAGGCUGCCACUGUCAUCUGUCACAUACUUUCUCAGCAAAUCUCAAAUAUUUCACUCAGGGUGAACAAAGCAUGUUUGACGACACAUGUUCUACGAUACAGUAUAGGCGUGGACAGGUCUCGUUCUGCGUUCUGGAUACACAAAGCAUCCUCAAGGACAACCGUUUUAAGCAUGAUCAAAACUAAGGAUGUGUUUUGCAAGGGAUCAGACAGUGAUCAUUCUGAAUCGUAACAUACUACUUCUUAUAUUGAUUCUAAAUUUGCACAAAUCUAAAAGGCAUUUGCAAUGAGAAUAAUGUAUCGUACCUCAAGUUCAAAAGAAGUUUUGAUAAUCACUAAUGUUUCCCACAAAACACAGCUGAGAACCAUGUUUAAACGUGAGAAAAAAUAAUGACGCUCUCCUAACGUAUUUCAUACUUCGGAUGACCCCCUCCUCAUGAUCUUGUACAUUUCUCUCAUGCCCCUCCUUGAAAAGACAAAAUGCAAAGGCACUUUAUACUUUAUUAUACACUGUCCAUUUGAACAUGACCCUCCUUGAAUAUGUGUAUCAACUUUUAUGACCCUCCCCUAGAGACUGUCACAUUUUUGGUGACCGUUCCUGAUCUCUCCCCUCCCCCCCCC
Messenger RNA from Haliotis rufescens (red abalone), 3126 nucleotides. RefSeq lists its product as uncharacterized. NCBI's taxonomy places the organism in Eukaryota, Metazoa, Mollusca, Gastropoda, Lepetellida, Haliotidae. The transcript is spliced from 6 exons. The record is from RefSeq and is a predicted model, not a curated record. Bases 30 to 2390 code for a protein of 786 amino acids.